Messenger RNA from Xenopus tropicalis (tropical clawed frog), 2325 nucleotides. It is a transcript of the gene cotl1, whose product is annotated as coactosin-like F-actin binding protein 1. Gene Ontology annotation, molecular function: actin binding. Lineage: Eukaryota; Metazoa; Chordata; Amphibia; Anura; Pipidae. The record is from RefSeq and is marked provisional. Gene Ontology annotation, cellular component: cytoskeleton.
CCACUGAGCUGCUUUAAGGAUUUAAGAGGGGGGAUUGUCCUACUUUCCGCACUUCCAAAUCUAUUUGUUUGGUGGACCCGGAAUAGAAUUUAGAGCAUCCUCAAAUGGCAACAAAAAUUGACAAGGAAGCGUGCAGAGAAGCUUACAAUCUGGUGAGAGAUGAUACCAAUGAAACGAGCUGGGUAACAUUUAUAUAUGAUGGCCAUACAAUAGUCCCAGGAGAACAGGGUGCAACCUAUGAAGAAUUUGUCGAUACUUGCAAAGAUGAUAUCAGGCUGUAUGCCUACAUCCGAUUCAUAACUGGGGAUGCCAUGAGCAAAAGAACCAAGUUUGUCCUAAUCACCUGGAUUGGUGAAAAUGUCGGUGGCCUCCAGAGAGCCAAAAUUGGUACAGACAAGACCCUGGUGAAAGAUGUAGCGCAGAGCUUUGCCAAAGAGUUUGUGAUCACAGACCAUAAAGAACUAGAGGAAGAAUACAUUAGAAAUGAGUUGAAGAAAGCAGGCGGAGCCAAUUAUGAUGCCCAGAAUGAGUAAAGCAAUGCCUCCGUGGUGCCACCUGCCAGUUUCCAGUCCAGAAGCCAACAACGUGAAUUGCAGAAUACUUGAGAGAAAAGCAAAGCAAAAAAAAAGACUGGUUAUUCCUUUUGCAAAUGCCCCUAACCCUGCUAUCCAGACCUCCUGGGAAAACUGGAUGUACUUAGUCAUUCCAUGUCACAUUAUCUCUGAUAAUGAAACACUGACUGACUUGCACCAAACAGAUUUCUGCAUGGGCAUGCUCCCACUGGCUAGAAUCUGCACUCCCCUUGCCUGUGAUGUCACUGGAAGUUACUGUGCCCCUCGCCCAUAUAUUUUUGGGAACACUAUAUCCCCAGAAAGAUGCUGAUCUUUAGCACAAACAGAAUUUGAAAUUUCACAUCUUAUUUAGGGUUUCACUUGGUCACCUACAUUUCUGAGCCCUCCAUCCCUCAAAAGAUAUGAGCUCUAUAUAAUUAAGCCUAUGUUAAUUACACAGAUAAAUUCACUGUUAUCUAUUAACGUUACCCAAAGAAUGUUAGAUGUGAAAUAUUCUUGCACUUAUACUUAACCAGAUGCAGUUUUUAAGCAUAUCUUCAGAUUUCCCCUUAACUUUUAAUGGGGUUUUCCUGAGAUUAUCUUAACAUGAGUUUAUAUCUUUAAACUGAAUCUGAUUAAUAUAAGAACACUUGGAUAGAUAUUUGGAAGUUCCUUUCAUAGUUUUGUAAAGAGGAGUUGGAAGUCCAACCCACCACUGUCAAAUCUAUAACUACUAGUAUCCCAUGGGAUCCUUCAUUUAGCUGAGAAAGCUGAGAGUUGUAGUUUCACAGCAGGUGGAAGGACAGAGUUUGGAUUUCUGUUUUCUAUAAAGAUCCUGUAGUAUUAUUGCCUCCCGUAACUGUGGAUAUGAACACUGUACAAAGGACAUAAAUAUGUGUAGGGGAUCAGAAAUGGUUCUAGAUUUAAUUUUACAUUCCAUAUUAAAACCAUAUUUUGUACUUUAGCCAAGGUUUACACCCAAGCGCAGUGGGAACUGCCUUGUUUUCUAUGUUUUAUUUUUUUUUUUAUUGAAACAUCAAAGCUCAGAAAUGACUUGAAAAUGGUUUUACAGUGUAUUGCUUAUCAUAUGUGUAAUGCGUUUUAUAGGGGACAGUUGUGCUGAAAUACAGGCUUUCAUAUGGAACAGUAAUUGUUAGUGUUUACAUUUGUGUGCAUAAAAAAAUCAGAGGCUGAAUAUAAAAAAUAUAUAGCGUUUUCAGUUCAAGAGACUUGCAGCAUCUUAAAAAAAAAAUCACAUAUAGUGGGACAUGGGCAAGGCUCAGUCACCACUUUAAUCGAUAUAUACAGUACAUCUGUAAACACAACAUGUUGUUUCAUAAGUGAUCUACAUGUAGUUUAGCCUUACUGUGCCUUUAAACAGUUUUAUUUUGCUUUACACUCAUCAUCACAUUAUAGGAAUAUUCGCGGAUCUGGGCAGUGCUGAAAGUGCCUGCAGUCUGUUGCAUGUGAGUUUGGCUACUUUGCUUUAAAACCAGCACAACAUACAGUUCUACAUCCUUGCCAUGAAGCUGCCAACUACACAGGGGUUACCUCUGUCAGCAAUGUAACAUUUUGGGCUGCUGCUUAAACAUGGAAAGCACCCGCUGCUGUAAUGUGUUUUUAUUUCUGUGGUAACAGUGGUGCUGCUGUGCAGUAACCCAAAGGCCUAUAAAUCUGGCUUCAGGAGCUGGGCCACUUGUAUUGCAACAGAACAAGGAAAUACCGUUAACUGGAAUGAGAAGUGUGGGACAGCAUCAAUGCUAAGACUGAACAA